GUCCUUGCGGAGGCAACGGCGAAACCGCGCCAUAGGCGGGCGGGAUGGAGAAUGACCUGCAGCAGUUCAUCCACACGGUCGAAGCCAGCGCCAAGAAGAUCCUCAAGGACCAUGCAAAGCGCGCACACAUGGAGGCCGCGCGGGACCGCGUCGAACGCGCCCGCGGGCACAAGCCCGAGCAAGCGCCGGCGUCCAUCUCGCGGGACGAGCUCAAGGCCACGUACGGACAGUCGGUGCUCAUCGUGCCGGCGCCAAGCAAUGCGCGGCCCGAGACGAUGCCAGUGCUGGCCUCGCCGCGUGUGGCGGCGGCGCCAGUGCACCCCAUCCCCCGCAGCGACCCGGUCCAGCUCCCGGCGCUGCGAAAACACGAACUUCGAGAAAAGGCCACCGCCAAGCUCUUGCAUUCGCCUCUGUACAAGGGCCUCGCGACCAAAACGCCGUCCGUCAAGGCCGCGCUCGCGCAGUUGAACGCGGUCAACGACCUCCGGACGCUUGGGCUCGGGCUCGCGCCGGCGCGGUCGACGCACGUGCACGAGCACAGCACGGAGCGCCGCAUGUGCAAUGCGUGCUGGGCCGAGCCGACGAAGCGCACACGCUGCGAGCACGGCCUCCAUAGCAACCCGCGCGACCUCGUCGAGGUCCAGGGCGCCAUGAGCUGGAACAUCGACGACCUGUACCACAAGUACCGCGCCGAAGCCGAGCGCGAAGCGGCGUACGCAGCGUCCGAAGCGCUGCAGAUGACCCAUGACGCCGCCGUCGUGCCCAUCUUGGCCCGCCACCCGCUCUACACCAAGUACUUUUACGCGGUCAACCAAGACAACCAGUACGCGCAGCAUCUCUCGCGGUCCAAAAACAAAACCAAGCAGUUCGUCCUCAGCGUGCACACGGUGUGGCUCUCGAACCUCGACCAUUUCAACGCCGUCUUCCACUGCAAUACGACGACGACGACGGGCAAAGGCCUAUGCCAGCGCCUCGACACGACUGCCAUCCACGACGGGUACUCGCAGAUCCAAUCCGUCUCGGCGCAGUGCGCCUUGCAGCACACGCAAGACGUGCGUGCGUCGCCGCUCUUCCGCGCCGGCGCCGAAAUGGCGCGCGCGCCACCGCUCGCGACGGCGACCAUCGCCGGCGCCGAUCGCUUCGUGCAGAGAAAAAGCCCGAUCGACGACCACGGUCUCGUCUCGCUCUCGGUCCUGUCGUGCGGACGCAUGGAGCAUCUCGGCAACGUCCCCGGCACCGUGCCGCUCUCCGCCUUUCCCGGUCUCUGGUGGUGCCACGAACCGUUCACGCGCCCGGCCGCCAUGUACCUCCGUGACGCGCGCGUGUCGUCGUCCGACACGAUCCUCGUCCACGUCGUGCUCGCACUCGACUCGCCGCGCCUCGCGCCGCGCUGGUUUGCGUGGGUGCCCGGCUCGGUCGCGGCGGCCAUCGAGCGCGAGAUCCUCUUUUCCUUUUCGGAGAUCCCCGCGACGACCGUCGUGCUCUUGUCGCCGCCGCACGUCGAGUCGCCCCUCGAUGCGUACUGGCCGUCGCCGGUGCUGCUCGCCAACGGCCAUGACGAGCAUGCGCCCGAGACGCCCGAGUUCAACGCGACGCGCUUCCGGCAAUGGCUGCGCUACGCGACGAUUCCUCCGAAUUUCGACUUGCACGCCAAAGCGUUCGGCAUUCGGGGCGGGUACUUGAACCGCACGGGCCUCAGCGGGCGCUUCUCGUGGCACUCGGACGACGCCGUCGACGCCGACGACCUCGUGCGCGUGCGGCUGGAAAAAGACUAUGUGGUCGUGGCCGAGAACAAGCGGUCCCGCGGCAGCAACGACCCCAACAUGUAUACGCUCGAGAUGCGCCACGAAGCGAUCGAGUCCGUGCACACGAGUGGCCUCCAUGCGUUUCUAAGCGCCAAGCAAAAGCAGCGCGAGGAAGAGCGUCUCCAACAGCAAAUGCGCGAAAUUGAAGUCAAACUCCAAGCCGGUCGCUUGGCCUUGGACGCCAAGCGCGCCGAGAAGCGACGUUUGGAAGCCGACGCGCUGCGCAAGAAGGAGCGCGUGCAAGCCGAACGCGACGGAAAAGCCGCGAUCGAUGCGUCGACGGUCGACGAGUGGCGGGACCGUGUGGCGCACUCGGUGCUGCUGCGCGAGUGGCAGGGCUGGGAAGAGCGCCGGCACGACCCGACGCACGUGGUGUUUUACCACCACAGCAAUCCAGAGCUCUUGAAUGGGUCGUCGUGGGACCCUCCGCACGGCUGGCCGCUCGAGACGGACGACGCCGCACCGCUGGAGCCUCCCAUUAGCAGCGAGUCGCCACGGUCCAAUCCAUUGGACACGGACAGCGGUGACGAGAACAAGAAAGAUGGCGACGACGACGGGGGUGACGUGGCGCGAAUGGCCAAGCAACUCGCCGAGAGCGAGGUCUUUCUCGAGCUGCUCCGAGACAAGCUUGGCCUUCUCUCCAAGCCCAAGCGAGCCAAGCACACGGCAGAGACCGAGCACGACUCGUCGUCCGAGAGCGGCGACUCGGAGAACGAGGACGACGAUGGUAUUGCAGCACGGGUGCUGCGCACGCUCGAGCGCGAACCGUCGAUCCAAGAAACGUCGACGAUGAGUGUAAAGCGGCUUCUGCGGCUGCAGAUUACAAAGGAAGCGUCGCCGACGCAGCCCAUUCGACCGGGCGAAGGCUGGAAGCGACUCAAUGUCGCCAAGCUCCCGAAAUCGUUUGCGAAAAAGGUGUACGAGCCCAGCAUUGCGACGCCACCGCCCACGGCGGUGGCCCCCAACAUUCCCUUGGUCGCGGGGCUCAUCGACCCGGCGAAAACGGGCACCUACGAGCAGCCCAACGACGUGCCCGACUUUCGAGCGCACUUUGUACCGAGCUUGGAGGCGGAAGUCGUCCUCAUGAACAAGCUGCUCCAGUCGCAGGCCAAGCGCCAAAAGCAAACGAGCAUCGCCGACGUCUUCGCCGAGAUGGACGACGACGACGAGCCGCCGUCGCCUGUGUCGGACGCCGACAACAUUCGCAAGGCCGUGCUGUACACGCGCAACAACAACGUCAAAGAGCUCGAAAGCAUGUUUGACGCGGGCGUCCACGUCAACGCCCAAGACGAGAACGGCAACUCACUCUUCAUCCUCGCGUGCCAGCAAGGCAACAAGAACAUGUGCAAGUUCCUCAUGCGUCGGCGCUGCGACACCAACAUGCAGAAUUUCCGCGGCAACACGGGGCUGCACUACUGUUUCGAGUACAAGUGGCACGAGCUCGCCGAGUACCUCAAGGAGAAAGGCGUCCGCGACGACAUUCCCAACGCCGACGGGCUCAUGUGCUACGAAGGCAUCUCGUCCGAGCACCUCGCGGCGCUGUAG
This is a messenger RNA of Saprolegnia parasitica CBS 223.65, 3350 nucleotides long. RefSeq lists its product as hypothetical. The transcript has 10 exons. NCBI's taxonomy places the organism in Eukaryota, Oomycota, Saprolegniomycetes, Saprolegniales, Saprolegniaceae. Gene Ontology annotation, molecular function: protein binding; fatty-acyl-CoA binding. The record is from RefSeq and is a predicted model, not a curated record. The coding region runs from base 45 to 3350 and encodes 1101 amino acids.